Messenger RNA from Cryphonectria parasitica EP155, 2796 nucleotides. RefSeq lists its product as uncharacterized. The record is from RefSeq and is a predicted model, not a curated record. NCBI's taxonomy places the organism in Eukaryota, Fungi, Ascomycota, Sordariomycetes, Diaporthales, Cryphonectriaceae. The transcript has 3 exons. The coding region runs from base 1 to 2796 and encodes 931 amino acids.
AUGGCUGCCACAUUCAACAUACAAAAGCCAUACGUGCUUACCACCCUACCUCGACCUCUGAACCGCCAAGGCAAUGGUAGCGCAUAUACUGUCGGCGAUGUCUGGGGGCAACAACAAGGGUCCAAGAAGAGAAAGCGGCCAGAACUGGCUGUGGGCAUCGACGGCGAGGCAGUCAAUCUAUACGAUAUAUCAUCUCAGAGAUUAAUCACAUCCUAUCCGAUUCCCCCUCAAUCCGUCUUCACCUGCCCGCCUUGUUCGACGAGAUGGCGAGUUGCAAAAAGCAGAGAUGCCGCACGCUACACCUAUGUCUCAACGAGGGACCCGAAGGCAAAGAUCACCUUGUUCAAAGAUGUUUUGGGAGCAUCUGGCGACACCACUUCCACCAUCGUGACCGAACAGGUGGACCACGCUUCUAAGCUGGUUCACUUGGGCACUACCUCGACCUCUACCGAGGAUGAUGCCAAGGCGGAUCUAUUGGCAGUCACCGAGGACGGUUCCGUCAUGUGCUUUCAAGGCGAAGAUCUGCGCAAGAGAUGGGAGACGUCGCCAGAGAUUCUCCGACAGGAUCUGGCUUCCAUUCCGAGGGGGGGCCGCCUCGAAGUCGAGCUCGUCCAAGCCGCACUGGCUAGCGACGUUAUUGCUGGUUUCUUUGGCGGCAAGCAGGAUGCCUUUGCCUCCCUUCUGCGAACGAGCCAAGAGGAUGUCUCCGCUCAAAACAUGCUUGUGCUCAUCACGAAGACCGUCAGCGCUGAACAGGUCACCCGGCAAUUGCACAUUCUUGGAGUCGUUCCUACAGACCAACAAGUGGCCGGGAGGCUUGUGCAGGUUCACACCUCUCCCAUACCGUCGGCUUAUGCAGCAUCAAAUGGACCUGAGAGCCUCCGCUUGGAUAUAAACACGGGGUCUCUGAUGGAGCUGCAAGAGGGAUCUCUCGUCACCUACGACCUCACAAGGAGUCUAGCCAAAGUUGAAUGCACACUCGAGGUCCCUGACGUCCGGUCAUUCAUCAGAUUAUCCAAGUCUUCUGUACUUGCUGCCAAAUCAGAGACCCUGGACGUCUACAACCCGGUCUACCAAUCGCUACAGGCAUCUGCUGCCUUCGACCUGGAGUCAACCAGCAAAGAAGUGCAUGCACCUACGAUAUCUCUCGUCGCAUAUUUUCCGCCGCUUGAAAUAGCAGUGGCGAUCUACGGCGCAUCAUUGGUCGCCAUGCAACUCGAAGCACCCAGAACACGUGGCAAGAAACGUCGAUCGGAGGGACUGUUGAUCGACUCGAUAGGUCGCGGAAUUCCACAGUCCAAAGACAUCAAGAAAUUCAGGUCUGGUGCGGAGUCUGCGAGCUUCUCGACUAGCUUCUCUAGCAACCUUCCUGGCAGCGUCUCUGGCAAUUACUGGUCCGAUUUUACCUCAGAUGUCCAGAGAGCUGAUGAACUCCUGGCCGCAAAUGAUAUUGCAGGAUUUGAGGAGAUCAUUGCUGAAAAGUUCGGAAUCGAGAUCAAACCGGCGGGUGCGGCAAGCGGCACGAAUGGCAUCGACAAUGAGCCAGUGCCAGACCAGGAACAGCCCAGACUACCAGAGUGGAUAUUGCCUGCCGCACGAACCAAUUACCGGUACUCUGAUCGCCGAUGGGUUCAAUUUGCAAUCUCACGAGUGUUCGCAUGGCGAGACACGCAGGAGUCGGGCACAGAAGCGACGAGACUUAUCUGCAGGCUGCCACAGAGCAACCUCCUCACAAUGCUGGUUGAUGCGGGCCACCUUACCGUGUCAAAUCUCAAGUCAGCUUUCAAUGACGAGACACGAAAUAUAGACGACAUCGACUUCAUCUUUGGGGAAGAGCUGCCUCAGGUUCUGGUACAAGUCGACCCAGUCUUCGAGCUUCUCUUGUCGUACCUGUCCUCCACCAAACUGGGCGCCGUCGAGCUUCUCACUUCUGUCCGACUCAUAAUGCGCAGUCUCGAGCUGGUACAAGAUCCCACAAAGAUCGCACCGAAAUUACUCGCCUUUGAGUCUCAAAUGUCCGACGCUGCGGAUCCGGACGAUACCACCCUAUUGGCAGACCAGAGCGCGAUUGGCCAUGAGCUGGAACGUGCGGUGCAGGAACUAGAGGCCGCAGAGUAUUUCCACCUUGGUGACCAGUCACUCAUCCGCGGCAGGAGCCUGAGUGUCGCGUUCGGCAAGCUCAGCAGCUGUCCACGUGUCUCCACGAUCCGCGUGCUCCGCCGGAGCUACAAACCCGAGGAAAUCCUGUCCCUCAUCUACGUAUUACGCAUGGAACUUGUCAAGGACGGCUGGACAACGCGGUAUCUCGACACGACGCAGCUAGACAGGGACGACGAGCUCGAGGCGCCGCCAGAUGGGAGCAUCAGCCUCAUCUCUGACCUGCUCUGCAGGUGCAUCGACGCGGUCGGGCCUGGAGGCUGGCUCAUCAACGAUGCGAUUGUGGCGGCUGGGGCAGGCGACCAUAUGGAUUCGGCAGACUUCCUCGCCUCGCUCAAGCUCGAGGUCAGCGCUGCGCUAGAGGGUGUACAAGAGGCCGUCUUCCUGCGGGGAAUCAUCUCCGAGGCGGUGCGCUACGGCAGCACCAUGCAGAAGGUCGAGGCAGAGAUGGGACAGAAACACAGGCGCGUGGAUGGCGCAUCGUCUGCCAUGUUGCCGCUGGGCAUGAAGGCCAAGAAGAGAAUCUCGGCGGAGAAGGUCGUCUCGGGUGGCGAGGUGGCCCGCAGGCGAAAGAGAGAGGUGGGGCACCUCCUCAGCCAGAAGGUCGGGCCAUACUCGUUGGAAAGGAUCAGCAUAUAG